Messenger RNA from Drosophila subobscura, 556 nucleotides. RefSeq names its product NADH dehydrogenase [ubiquinone] 1 alpha subcomplex subunit 7 (gene ND-B14.5AL). The transcript has a single exon. Bases 68 to 508 code for a protein of 146 amino acids. The record is from RefSeq and is a predicted model, not a curated record. Lineage: Eukaryota; Metazoa; Arthropoda; Insecta; Diptera; Drosophilidae. Gene Ontology annotation, biological process: ATP synthesis coupled electron transport; mitochondrial electron transport, NADH to ubiquinone. Gene Ontology annotation, cellular component: mitochondrial inner membrane.
GUACGCACCACAUUCUAAAUUCGAAUCAAAAUUUUCGAUUAUUUUUCACUAUAUAAUUUCCACAGAAAUGCCUCCCAGGCCCCAGCACCGCGAUGUAGCCCAGUUCCUGAGCAAGCUUCGUGACUUUUUCCUUGGCCGCAAACACAAAACGGCCCACCGCUUCGCGGACACAGUGUCACCGCGCACUCAGCCCCAGCCGGGCAUUCCAUCCGGGCCGUACCGACGCCUGUUCGGCAACUAUUACUACACCAGAGAUCCACGGAGUAGCGUGAAGCCGCCCAUUGAUGUUGUCCAGGAGCUAAAGAGCAAGUUAGCAGCCAAGGCUGCUGCCAAGGCAGCUCCAGCUCCAGCACAGCCGGGCGUGAAGCCUCCUCCUCCACCAGCUACGCCACCAAAGGCAGCAGAGUCCAUGAAAGCUGACAAUUGUGUCGAGCAGAAGACCGAUUCCGGGUUAAAGAUUCUUCCCACUCCAGGAAUGAUGCAUUCCUGGGAGGGGCCGUCAGAUUAAAGAAAUUCCUAGUAGUUCUGCUGAAAUUUUAUUAAUAUGUACUUAGAA